UGUAUCCUCCUGCAAACAUAAUAUGUGCUGCCUUUGCCUAAAGAGAAUGCUGAGGGAUGACGAUGUUCGUGAAUAUAUUUGCAAGAUAGACGGCUGUCACGUAAAAUACGAUCUCUCGGACAUACUGGAAAUGUAUGAAAAAUCCAUUUCAGACACGAGUUUAAAAAUCUUUGCGUACCCAGGAAGCAAUUGCUCAAUGACAGGUUGUUCAAAAUUGACGCUGCUUAAACUCAUCAAAUGUAACCACAGCCUGUGUUGGGAAUGCAUUACAAAAGGAUCAACUGCAGAAAACAGGGAAAUUGAACGUCAACUUUCGAUGAAGUGUCCAGUUCGGAAUUGUGGGACUUCUUUUCCUUUGGAUUGUUUAAAAUAUUAUGUUCAAUGUCUUAUGUCAUCCAUGCAGUUGGUAACGUAUUUACAUGUAUCUAAAUCUAAAUGGUUCUAGAGUGCCAAAACAAGGGGAAAAAAGAAAAGAAAAAAAAGAAUUGAUAAGAAUAGACCAUAAUCUAUGAUAUCAUAUAGAUAAAAUUUACUUCUUUGUGUUUCCCUGUUCGUGUGAUGUUAGAUUCUCUUUCUUUUA
Molecule: messenger RNA, 580 nt
Organism: Saccostrea echinata
Lineage: Eukaryota; Metazoa; Mollusca; Bivalvia; Ostreida; Ostreidae
Exons: 3
Coding region: 23-445 (140 amino acids)
Source: RefSeq, a predicted model, not a curated record